AUGAUAGAAGGACUAUAUAUUUUUUUUGCCAACGGGCAAUUAUUAAUACAACGGAAUUACCGGAGCAUGAUAAAUAAUAAUGAUUUAAAACUGUAUGUAAGUAAAUAUAUAAAAACAAAACGAUUUUAUGAACAUCCAAUAGUAGAAAUAAAUAAUGUAUUUUUUUUAAACGUAAGUAUCAAUGAAAUAGUUAUAACUGCAUUAACAAAAAAUAAUGCAAAUGUUUGUUUAAUUUUUAAUUUUAUUUAUAAAUUUAUUGAAAUAUUAAAUUAUUUUUUUGAUGAUGAAAUAUCUAGAAUAAAUAUUGUAAAUAAUUUUGUUUUAAUUUAUGAUAUAUGUGAUGAAAUAAUUGAUUAUGGAUAUCCACAAAUGUUAGAAAUCGGUGUAUUAAAAAAAUGUUUACAAAGUAAAGUAAAAUAUUAUAGUAGGACAUCACAAUAUUUUCAUAAAUUAUCAAAUGAGUUCAAAUGUGGAAAUAGCUUAAUUGAAGAUAUAAUACAUGAUAGUAAUUUGGAAAACAAAAGUGAAAAUUUGCAUAAAAAAUAUUAUAAUUUUAAUGACAAAGGGCAUAAUAGUAAUAAUAAUAAUAAAAAAAUAGAUGAUAUUAAAAAAAUGAAUAGUUAUGAAAUAAGCGAAAAAAAUAAAUUAAAAAAUAUAGGUAAAGAAGCAUUAAACAGAAUUAAAAAUAAAAUAAUAAAUAAUAUUACCAAACCAACUAAUAAUUUUAAUUAUAUGACAGGAAAUUGUGCAUGGAGAACUAAUAAUAUUUAUCAUAAAAAAAAUGAAAUUAUUAUAGAUAUAUUAGAAGUAUUAAAUGUAACUAUAAAUAAUAAUAAUUUGAUACAUGCUCAUAUAAAUGGGAAAGUUGUUUUAAAAUGCUUUUUAUCUGGUAUGCCAAUUUGUGAGUUAUCCACAAAUAAUAAAUUUAAUUUGUUAAAUGAUAAAAAUACAACAUCAAUUGGUGGAGAAAAUAAUACAAGUGCAAAAUAUAACGAAAAGAAACGAAAUAAUGAAACAAAUUAUGGUGCUAAUAAUAUAUCAGAAGAUAAAAAAAACAUAAUAAUAGACAAUUGUAUAUUUCAUCAUUGUGUUAAUUCAUCAAAAUAUAAUGAUAAUAAAAUAAUUACUUUUACACCUCCAGAUGGGGAUUUUGAAUUAAUGAGAUAUACAGUAACAAAAAAUAUUCAAAUACCCUUUCAUAUUUUAGCUAUAUAUAAUCCAGUAUUUCAAUAUUCAAAAUCUUUAGAUAAAAAUUAUUCACUAAAAAAAUCAAAAAAUCAAAAUUUAUAUGAUAAUAAUAAAACUACUAAUAAAUUUGAAUAUAAAAUUACUAUUAGAUCGAAUUAUAGUGGUUCUAUGAAUGCAACUGAUGUAGUUAUAAAAAUCCCAAUAUACAAAUUUUCUGAAAAUGUGCAUGUUGUAUAUAAAUCAAUAGGUAAAACAGAAUUUAAUAAUAUUGAAAAUGUAAUAACAUGGAAAAUUAGCAAAUUCCCAAAUUUAUGUGAACAUACUAUUAAAAUAUAUUUAACUUUAGAAAAUCAAAAUCAAAUUUAUUCGAAUAUGAAUAAUACUCAAAAAGUGGAUGGACAAUCUAAGGUUGUCUUGCAUGUUAAUACUGUUAAAAAUAUGAAUACUGUAAAAUUUUUAAAUACUUAUAAAAUGCCAAUCACAUUAAAUUUUAAAAUACCUAUGUUUACAUCAAGUGGUAUGUUUAUUCGAUAUUUAAAAGUAUAUGAAAAAUCAAAUUAUAAAAUAAUUAAAUGGAUCAAAUACCUUACUGAAUCGGGUGCAUAUCAGUACAAGUAA
Plasmodium yoelii is the source of this 1806-nucleotide messenger RNA. RefSeq names its product AP-2 complex subunit mu, putative. NCBI's taxonomy places the organism in Eukaryota, Apicomplexa, Aconoidasida, Haemosporida, Plasmodiidae. The record is from RefSeq and is a predicted model, not a curated record. Gene Ontology annotation, biological process: endocytosis; intracellular protein transport. The coding region runs from base 1 to 1806 and encodes 601 amino acids. The transcript has a single exon. Gene Ontology annotation, cellular component: clathrin adaptor complex; cytoplasmic vesicle.